Messenger RNA from Cicer arietinum (chickpea), 844 nucleotides. Its product is annotated as cell wall / vacuolar inhibitor of fructosidase 1-like. Gene Ontology annotation, biological process: negative regulation of catalytic activity. The record is from RefSeq and is a predicted model, not a curated record. Gene Ontology annotation, molecular function: enzyme inhibitor activity. Lineage: Eukaryota; Viridiplantae; Streptophyta; Magnoliopsida; Fabales; Fabaceae.
UUCUUUUUUUUUUCAAUUGGUAGAAAACAACAAAUCAAGAAAAAUUGGACUAGUUCACCGACCAAACUAACAUUAAAUAGCAAUCACAAGUAAGAACAUUGGUCAUUCAUUCCUCCAAAACAAACACUCUUAUUAGAUUUCUAGUCCCACAAGUGAAAAUGAAGAGAACUUCAACUUGUGUGUCCUUUUUACCUCUCCACAUUCUUCUUGUGUCCUGUUUUCUUUUCCAACUCACUCAAUCCUUUACUUUGAUGAGAGAUGAAGAUAAUGAUUUGGUGGACCAAAUAUGCAAAAAAACACCCUUUUAUGAUCUAUGUAGUUCAAUCUUAAAUUCCAAUCCUCUAACCCCAAAAUCUGAUCCAAAGGGUAUAGCCCUUAUAAUGGUCAAUGACAUUCUAGCAAAUGCUACUGACACAUUGGAUUACAUUGAAGAGCUUAUCAAAGAAACAACAGACAAAGAUUUGGAGCAAGAAUUGGCUUUUUGUGCUGAGUCAUACAUUCCAGUUGUGAAAUACAUUCUUCCACAAGCAGCUGAUGCUAUAAACCAAAGUAAAUUUGGGUUUGCUAGUUACUCCAUUGUUGAUGCUGAGAAGGAAAUUGAUGCUUGUAGCAAGAAAUUCUCAAGCUCAACUAGUUCACCUUUAGGUAAUAGGAAUAACAUUAUGCAAAAGUUGGUUGAUGUGGCUGCAGCCAUAGUCAAACUAUUAUUAAAUGGCUGAUUUGUAAAUUCUUAUUCAAUAAAUAGUUUAUUUUGUAUGGUUGAGUUGAGUUUAUACAAACUAUUGUAAUUUAUAAAUCUAUAUACUUUGUAGCAGGUGUUUAUAAACCACUAGUUUUCUGACAA